Molecule: messenger RNA, 1967 nt
Organism: Stomoxys calcitrans (stable fly)
Lineage: Eukaryota; Metazoa; Arthropoda; Insecta; Diptera; Muscidae
Gene: CD98hc
Product: maltase 2
Exons: 5
Coding region: 124-1776 (550 amino acids)
Biological process (GO): amino acid transport; carbohydrate metabolic process
Source: RefSeq, a predicted model, not a curated record
AUAAAAUAAUUUUUUCCAGCUAGUGGGAUUACUACUACGUCAUCUUCAUCGUUGUCAUCAACAACCGCAUCGACAGAGAAUAUUGUUGAUAGUAAAACCGAUAGUUCAUCCACUGAUACCAAAAUGGUGCAGGAAGAAGUUAACAAUGAUGGAGCUGACGAACAAAUGUUGGGAGCCGAUGACAAUGACAAAUUGGCUGGAAAACGUGAUGAAGUUAAAUUCAUAAAGGGAGGCGACCAAAAUGGUGAUGCUAAAAUCGACAUUGGAAAUGUAAAUGGAAAGGAUAAGGAGGAGGCUUUUACUGGAAUGACCAAAGAGGAGCUUAUGAAAUAUGCCAAUGACCCCUUCUGGAUACGUUUACGUUGGAUCUUCUUUGUUGGCUUUUGGUUAAUAUGGUUGGGCAUGUUGGUUGGCGCUAUUUUCAUUAUUGUACAAACACCCAAAUGUGCCGCUCCUGAACCUUUACCUUGGUAUAAGCGUGGUAUUUUGGCUAAGUUCUCCAACUUUGAUGCUACCACUGAUAAUGUCGAAAUUGUGAAACAGAUUAAGGCUAGUGGUGUCAUUUACGAAAUGCCUGCUGAACUAACGUACAAUGUUCGCGAUCCCGAUGUUGAGGAGAAAAUCAAAAAUAUUGUUAAUCAUUAUAAGGAUACUGAGGCGCAUGUUAUUUUGGAUAUAACUCCAAAUUAUGUGCCAAAAACUUCGCGACUUUUAAAGGAUGCCAUGGAUGAUGAUGCCAAACGCUCUGCGUUCGUGUGGAUCGAAAAACCAGAAGUACCCAACAACUGGCUAUCGCUGGUUAAUGGAUCCGCUUGGGCUGAAGUUAAACCCAACAAUUAUGUGCUAUCUCAAUUUGGUGAUGGUUUAUAUGAUUUGCACAUGAAUGAUACCAUUGUAAAGAAGGAAUUAAGCCAUGUACUGAAGCAUCUAAUUGAGCUGGGCGUCAAGGGCAUUCGUCUGAAGAAUACAAAAUUCUUUAUUUUGUCCAAGCAAAUCGAGGAUGAGAGACCGGCGGAGAACACUAAAUACGAUUUGACCCAAUACGGUUUUUGGACACAUACUCAAACCACAUUCCAAGAGGGCCUUGGCGAUGUUCUUUAUGAAUAUUUGUCAGUGAUUAAAAACAUUUCGGCUGAUGCCUUCCUUUCCGUUGCUGACGAUGUUAUUCGUCCCGAAGUCUAUCGUACUGCAUCCGGCGAUAUGGGCAUUGAUGUACCAUUAUAUGGAAAAUUCGUUAAGAGUUUAAGCUCGCCCAAGGACAAAGAUCUGCGCUCUGAAUUAACAAAUGUAAUGCGUGAGGCUGGCAAUCAUACCUGGUUGCAAUGGAACGUUGAAGAUGCUGAUGCCAAUACAGAAGUUGAUGCCUCUGCAACAGUGUUGUUCUUAUCCCUGCUGCCAGGAACACCUGUGGUACCAGUUGGCAAAGAAGUUUAUGGCAAUUUAAGUGAUACCAUUUCCAAGCAGAUAGAGCAAUCGCGCAUGUCACCCUCAUAUAUGCAUGGCGAUUUUGCUAUGUUGCCAGUUGACCCCUUGGUAGCCUAUACAAGAAUAAAAUCUGGAAAUCCUGGUUUCUUGGUAGUUUUCAAUCCCACUGAGAUCAACCAAAAGGCAAAUGUUACCCAUCCCAGUUUGCCAGAGAAGAUGACUGUUGUGGCCAUAAGUGAUAAUUACAACAUUACUAAUGUUGCUGCUAAAAAUAAAAUAGCCACCGAAGAUUUGGAAGUAUCUGCUUUUGCUACCAUUAUCCUCACCUAUGUUCCCGUCAAAACGGAAUAAAUAGCAGCAGUGUAAUUUUCAAUUAUAUUGCAGUCCCUAGCACAAUGGGUCACUAAUAAGAUCAGAGUAUCAUGUAACAAAUAACAUACAUUUUGAAAAAUAUUCGCAGUAUAAUAUGUUAUUCAAACGUUGGCGUUCUGUAGCACAAUGCUCUGAAGCAUUAAUAAAUACAAUAAUUUGCUUUUAUGAAA